AUGUCUUCGUCCAAGUUCACCUCGCGCAAGAUCGCUGCUCCUAACACUCUGGAGCACCGCGUCUACAUCGAGAAGGAUGGCGUGCCCGUCUCUCCUUUCCACGACAUUCCCCUCUACGCCAAUGAGCAGCAGACGAUCCUCAACAUGGUCGUUGAGGUCCCUCGCUGGACCAAUGCGAAGAUGGAGAUCUCCAAGGAGGAGACCCUGAACCCCAUCAAGCAGGACACCAAGAAGGGCAAGCUUCGCUUCGUCCGCAACUGCUUCCCCCACAAGGGUUACCUCUGGAACUACGGUGCCUUCCCCCAGACCUGGGAGGACCCCAACGUCGUCCACCCCGAGACCAAGGCCAAGGGCGACAACGAUCCGCUCGAUGUUUGCGAGAUUGGUGAGCUCGUCGGCAAGCCCGGUGAGGUCAAGCAGGUCAAGGUCCUCGGUGUCAUGGCUCUGCUCGACGAGGAGGAGACCGACUGGAAGAUCAUCGUCAUUGACGUGAACGACCCUCUGGCUCCCAAGCUCAACGACAUCGAGGACGUUGAGCGUCACCUGCCCGGUCUCCUCCGUGCCACCAACGAGUGGUUCCGUAUCUACAAGAUUCCCGAUGGCAAGCCCGAGAACCAGUUCGCCUUCUCCGGCGAGUGCAAGAACAAGAAGUACGCCACCGACAUCGUCCGUGAGUGCGCUGAGGCCUGGGAGCGCCUGGUCACCGGCAAGACCCCCAAGGGUGAAAUUUCUCUCACCAACACCACUCUGAGCCACUCUUCCGACCGUAUUGACCCCAGCACUCUCAACCUCCCCAAGGGCGAGAACCAGCUUGCUGCCCCCAUCGACCCCAGCAUCGACAAGUGGUUCUUCAUCUCGGGUGCCCCCACCCAGUAA
Molecule: messenger RNA, 876 nt
Organism: Aplosporella prunicola CBS 121167
Lineage: Eukaryota; Fungi; Ascomycota; Dothideomycetes; Botryosphaeriales; Aplosporellaceae
Exons: 5
Coding region: 1-876 (291 amino acids)
Biological process (GO): phosphate-containing compound metabolic process
Cellular component (GO): cytoplasm; nucleus
Molecular function (GO): inorganic diphosphate phosphatase activity; magnesium ion binding
Source: RefSeq, a predicted model, not a curated record